AUUUCUUUUUAUCAUGUCAGAACAACCUGAACUCACUUUUUUACCUGUUGCUCGUUAUCUAUCGUUAAAAGGAACAUAUAUAGAUGAAUUAGGUUCUCAGCCUGAGAACUUGGUUACAAAGAAACAUGUAGAGAACCGUUUAAGACGAGACGGUGAGAAAGACGGUUAUCAUAUUACAGUGGUAAACCACUUGGAGAUCGCGACACUUUCUCUUGAUCAAGAACAAGAGAAAGACGCUAGUAGCAAUAACAAGAAAAAGACACAACGAAAAACUUUAUACAGAAAACACCAACAAGUCUUGGAUCAGUGUGGACUAACUACUUGUUGGGAAAAACCAGUUGAUCUCGGUUUAGGCAUUUGCCGGGAUGGUUCUGCUGUUAGCUAUUUCAGAGUGAUUCAUUGGCCUUUUGGGCAGGAAUUGCGCAGGAAAUUGGGACUUGGUUUUACGAACUUCCAUAUCACUGUAGGUUUCCAUCCAAAUGAUGUGCAUCUCUACAAAGGUCCAGCCAGUUUGGUUUGCUUGCAAGAAAACCGUCCACUGUCUCGAAGAAUGGCCAAAAAAUUAAUUAGCUAUGUGCCAUUCUAUUUUCAUGAUAAGCUCUUCUUAAAACGUCUUUAUUAUGCGUGUUGGUCUCAUGCUUAUUAUGCUGAAUUAGCUACAUUAUCUGGACUAUGUGUGACAUCUUUUCUUUCUUUACUUUUCUCUAAGAUAUUCAGAUACCAACAAAAACCAAAAUCACAAUAGACGAAGCAAUAAAAUACAUGCAUUUGUCACAAAUAUAUAUAUAUAUAUAUAUAUAUGUAUUGUUGCUAUUGUUGGAGGAAAA
Molecule: messenger RNA, 827 nt
Organism: Gilbertella persicaria
Lineage: Eukaryota; Fungi; Mucoromycota; Mucoromycetes; Mucorales; Choanephoraceae
Exons: 2
Coding region: 14-745 (243 amino acids)
Source: RefSeq, a predicted model, not a curated record